Ostreobium quekettii is the source of this 333-nucleotide messenger RNA. The record is from the annotation of a GenBank genome assembly. Lineage: Eukaryota; Viridiplantae; Chlorophyta; Ulvophyceae; Bryopsidales; Ostreobiaceae.
AUGAAACUGCAGAUCAUGAUAUUGCUACCCUAUUAUCCUUCUGCUGGUAGCAAAGCCCAGUUGCAGAUUGGUGUACUGGCAAAUGAAUUGCCAUUUCAGAGACAAUUUCAUGGAAAUGCUGUGGCUUGCGUGAUGAACAGGAGCAGAUGCAUAACUGCUGGAAUUCUUCCUGGCCUCUGCGUCGCUACUGCAAGCUUGUAUUGCAUGGACACCACAAUACCUAAGGAAUUGUGUUUUGAGGGUGUGGUUUUCAGAGCAGUCCUAUUUCUUGUCAGCACUGCACUCAUAGUGGAGUCAGCAAAUGGCAUUCUCAUUCAGAAAGUCAGUUAUUGA